GCCAUUUUGUAAGGAUAUAAGAAAUACUAGCAGGUCUACCUCCCGUCUACGACAACCUGUAGUUUUGUUAGUGCCAUGGACGGCCGUUUAGAGACUGAUCUGUAUCCUCUGGGAUCCAGUUACGUCACUGAAAUAGACAGUGUCCAUGAUAUAACGGUCGGCACAAAGAGGGGAUCUGACGAACUCUUUUCCUCCUGCAUAUCUAACGGACCUUAUAUAAUGAGCUCUGGAGCAGCAAAUGGUAAUGACAGUAAGAAGUUCAAAGGGGACAUCAGGAGCCCAGGCGUUCCUUCACGAGUCAUUCAUGUACGCAAACUGCCAAAUGACAUAAAUGAAGCAGAAGUUAUUUCUUUGGGGCUUCCCUUUGGCAAAGUGACCAACCUUCUGAUGCUGAAAGGAAAGAACCAGGCCUUCCUGGAGAUGAACACUGAGGAGUCAGCACAGACCAUGGUCAGCUACUACUCCUCCGUCACCCCUGUCAUCCGCAACCACCCCAUCUACAUGCAGUAUUCCAAUCACAAGGAGCUAAAGACUGACAACUCACCCAACCAAGUUAGAGCACAGGCAGCGUUGCAGGCGGUGAAUGCGGUCCAGACAGGAAGCAUGUCUUUGAGCACUGUUGAUGGAGCAGGCAUGGGCAGCCAAAGCCCUGUACUGAGAGUCAUUGUUGAAAACCUCUUCUACCCGGUUACUCUUGAUGUUCUUCACCAGAUCUUCUCAAAGUUUGGCACAGUUUUGAAGAUUAUAACCUUUACCAAAAACAACCAGUUCCAAGCACUGGUCCAGUACUCCGACGGAAUGACUGCUCAGCAUGCAAAACUGUCUUUAGAUGGACAGAACAUCUACAAUGCUUGCUGUACCCUUCGCGUCAGUUUCUCUAAGCUCACCAGCUUGAAUGUGAAGUACAACAAUGAUAAGAGCAGAGACUACACUCGCCCUGACUUGCCUACAGGAGACAGUCAACCCACCCUCAAUGCACAGACAAUGGCUGCAGCUGCCUUGACUGCUCCUGGUAUCAUCUCUGCAUCACCAUAUGGGGCUCAUGGUUUCCCACCAACAUUUACCAUUCAGCAGGCAGCAGGUCUGUCUCUGCAGGGCAUGCCUGCCGGGGCUCUCGCAUCGCUUGGUGUCCCUGGUGCUGCGGCGGCCGCUGCUGCAGCGGCUGCUGCAGGACGCCUUAGUUUUUCCGGUCUCACUGCUGGAGGAAACAGUGUCAUGCUGGUCAGCAACCUUAACCCUGAGAGCGUUACGCCCCAAUGCCUCUUUAUUCUUUUCGGCGUGUAUGGUGACGUCAUGAGAGUGAAGAUCCUAUUCAACAAGAAAGAGAAUGCUUUGGUGCAGAUGUCUGAUGGAACCCAAGCCCAGCUAGCCAUGAGCCACUUGAAUGGGCAGAAACUGUAUGGUAAGGCUUUGCGGGUCACGCUCUCCAAACACACCACUGUGCAGCUGCCACGUGAAGGCCAUGAGGAUCAGGGGCUCACCAAGGACUACAGCAACUCUCCUCUUCACCGCUUCAAAAAGCCAGGCUCCAAGAACUACUCCAACAUCUUUCCUCCUUCCUCUACUCUCCAUCUUUCCAAUAUACCACCUUCUGUCACUGAGGAUCAUCUCAGAGGCUUGUUUUUAAGUUCAGGAGCUGUGGUUAAGGCCUUCAAGUUUUUCCAGAAAGACCGAAAAAUGGCUCUCAUCCAGUUGGGCUCUGUGGAUGAAGCGAUCGAGUCUCUGAUCAAAUUUCACAAUCACGACCUGGGAGAAAAUCAUCACCUCAGAGUGUCUUUCUCCAAGUCCACUAUCUGAUGGAGGCUGUCUUGUUUUAGAGAAGGUGAAAGGACUGUCACUUUAGACCAAACUUUAAGCCUUCCACAAUUUAUAUCACUGUGGACAAAUGUAAUUUCCACAACACACACUUCAUCAUUCCUUUUAUUAUAUCUAAAUUCACAUGUAUGUCUAUUAGUAAUUCCACUUUGAACCCAAUGUGAUUUGGGUUUUAAUAGUACCUUUUCUCAGACGGUUUGUCUCAUGAUUUAGUUAAUCAUUGGUACACAUCGGUUUUGGAUCAUAGAUGCUGCAUAGUUUACACUUGUGCCUCUGCGGAAAGCCGCACCCUUUCAGGUUGCACACGCAAAGCCUUGUUUUGUUUGUUGAACCUAUAAUUAACUUUUUCAAAGCUAUUCCCUGUUUUGCUUUCCAAAAAAGCAACUGUGCCUUACACGGUGCUUAAAGUAUAUCAUCUUAAUGGCCUUAGUAAUGUCUUGAUGUUUUUGGCUUCUUUGCAGGAACCAUUAACCUCAAACAUACAAAAAAUACUGCCUGAUGUUCCCAGGUGGUCUGUUUAAAUUUGACUAGUGAAAGCGCAGGAAUGUUUUCCUGUGAAAGACCGCAAAUAGUCCAGAGUUCUUUACAGGCUUUGUUUUUUUUUUUUACUUGACUGUCACAGCUUAUUUUGCAUAUAGUUGUUCUAUAUAUGUGGUUCUACUCCUUAUGUACCAUUUUCUAAGAUAUAUUCUAUAGUUUCAUUCCUUAUUUUAAGUCGCAAACAUUUGUAUACUGUAUCAUCUUUUUGGGCAUUGGCCCGCUGCGCUCUGUGUCUAGACCAUCAUAUUUUCCAUUUAGUUGGGAGCAGGACACCUAAAUCCCCCACACACACACACACACACUUUUCCCUGUUGCUUAUUAAAGGUUUUGUUAAUUACAAAACCGCUAGCAACCAAGCCAGGGUUCGCCGCCUAUGAUUUGUUUUUGUUUUUUACAUUUUGGUUAUGUUGCAUGUGACAAAGGAAGUCAAGCUCACAGGAGUUAUAAUGAACUUGUAAAUGAGUUUAUUUGGACCUUCCAGAGCUCACGUUUCUACUGUCCAUUUGUCACUUGCCUUUUGUGUUAAAAAAAAAUAUUAGCAUUACAGAGUCUUAAUCUCCUGUGUGACGUUUUGUGUGAACCGAGACACCUGUGAUAAGACUUAAGACUGUUUUUAGCACUUCUUUGUAUGGAGGGGAAAUAUUAAGGCCAUGUUCUUUCUGAUGCAUCAAUUUCAUGUUGAUUGUAGCACGAGUCUUGAUGUGCAGACAUUCCCUAUUACUUUUCAGCUUGUACUUGUACUAUUGGGGAAAUUCUCAGUUUCUUUAUCCUUUGCAAUUUAGUAGAAUAUUGGCGUUACUGACAGGUGUUGAGUUCAUUUGGGUGGGUUUUUUUUUUUUUUUUUCUUCAGAAGAGUAGCAUGAUGGACCAAAGCAUCUUCCCUGUUCUGCCAGCCAAUUUUUGAUAUCUUAUUUGAUAUCUUGUAUCUUUACUGUGCAGCGACAUUGUUUUAUCAACCACUUUGAUUUCAGUGGGCAGAAGGUGAAAAUUUUUUGAAGGCUUAUGUGUAUAUAUUGCCUUUGUUUACAAGAAGCAACACAAGCUCUUGAAAAAAUAUUACAAAUUAGAGACGACGUUGUGGGCUUUUUUUUUGGCCUUAAGUAUGUAUCGGAUGAUUAUUUCUGUUAUCAGAGAACAGAACCAAACAAAAGUCUUAAGUAGCAACAGAGCUCCUUUCUAUUGCGUUAGUUGAAUUUCCUAGUUUUCCCAGUAUGGAUGUAAUAUUGAGGAACAGAGUGGGUGAGGGCUACUGUAUAUAAUUUUUGUUUUGUACAAGUAAUUGAAAAUCAACAUAAUUUCUGUGUCAAACAUGUAUAUUUUGAUAAGGUUAUAGCAGACAUUCAGCUCAUUGUAGAGCCUUCCUUUUUUAUUACACAAUAUUAAAAGAGAUUUCAACACAUUGUCUGAACAUGUAAUUGCCCUCUUGAAAGCUUAAUUCUUUUGAUAUAGAUGCUCAUACUUUUUUCUGUCUUCAAUAAAUCUUUCCGUUUCUUGCUUUUA
Molecule: messenger RNA, 3855 nt
Organism: Onychostoma macrolepis
Lineage: Eukaryota; Metazoa; Chordata; Actinopteri; Cypriniformes; Cyprinidae
Gene: ptbp1a
Product: polypyrimidine tract binding protein 1a
Exons: 16
Coding region: 76-1797 (573 amino acids)
Biological process (GO): mRNA processing; regulation of cell differentiation; regulation of RNA splicing
Cellular component (GO): nucleus
Molecular function (GO): mRNA binding
Source: RefSeq, a predicted model, not a curated record